This is a messenger RNA of Dreissena polymorpha, 4305 nucleotides long. Its product is annotated as tyrosine-protein kinase FRK-like. Gene Ontology annotation, molecular function: protein binding; transmembrane receptor protein tyrosine kinase activity; ATP binding. Gene Ontology annotation, biological process: positive regulation of kinase activity; protein phosphorylation; cell surface receptor protein tyrosine kinase signaling pathway. The record is from RefSeq and is a predicted model, not a curated record. The coding region runs from base 79 to 1707 and encodes 542 amino acids. The transcript is spliced from 12 exons. Gene Ontology annotation, cellular component: signaling receptor complex. NCBI's taxonomy places the organism in Eukaryota, Metazoa, Mollusca, Bivalvia, Myida, Dreissenidae.
UGUCUCCACCACAAUAAACACACAAUUUAUCUGACAGCUCGAUUGGUGAACGCUUUCGAUAUCAAUAUUAAGAACAUUAUGCAGACUAAAAGGAUUGAAGAGACAUAUAGAAGGAUCAGAUCCGACAUAAAAGAACAACGAACAACAACAAAAAUGACAAUUUCUUAUCCGAGAGAGCUACUGUCGUUCCUUGACAUGGGUAGCAAUUUUCUUGAAGUGAAAUUGGAACGAACAGAUACAAAUACGAAGAAGAAGCGAGCAAAGGUAGUGUUUCCUUAUGAGCCUAAAAUGAUCGAUGAGCUGAAGCUUGACGUUGGUGACAUGGUAGACGUCCUUAAUCAGGAGGAUGAAGGCUGGUGGAAAGGGACAGUGGACGGCAAGGUGGGCAUCUUCCCAUCCAACUAUGUAGAGAUUGUGAAUGAAUGUGAGUUAAUCAACGUCACUGACAACAGUUGUAAUAAACCGCCGUUGCCACUUCCUGUAGAGCAGUUCAUAGAACCUCCCCCUCUUCCUCCCAAGAUUCCGCUGAAAGAUACUUAUACGAAGAAAAAGAUAGCAAAGGUUUUGUUUUCGCAUGAGCCUGCAGCCGAGGAUGAACUGAAGAUUGACGUUGGUGACAUGGUAGACGUGCUUAAUCAGGAGGAUGAAGGCUGGUGGAAAGGGAUAGUAAACGGCAGGAUGGGCUUUUUCCCAUCCAACUAUGUAGAGAUUGUGAAUGAAUGGGAUUCAACCAUCAUCACUGAUGCUGAUGAUGGCAGUUGUUCUGAACUUGAAGCCCCUUCAACGGAGAUUCAGACCGAAGCUUGUCCAGAUUAUGACAGUGUACCCAAAGACGAAGCCGACCUGCAUGAUCAAGGAGCUAAUAGUAAACAGGAUGCUAAAUGUGAUUCGCAUAGAAAUGUUCAUAUGGUUGAGGUGGAUGGAAAAUCGGUGAUACUUCAGGGGAUUCUAUCGAGAGGAAUUAUCACAGACGUGUGGGCGGGCAAGCUAGACGUUGCAGUAAAAACCCUCAAGCCUGGUCGGAUGACGCAAAAAGCUUUCCUGGAGGAGGCCGAACUGAUGUAUCGUCUGCGUCACCCGAAGCUUGUCCAGUUGAUAGCCGUCUGCACGAAGCCGUCCCACAUAAUCACAGAGCUCAUGGUGAAUGGUGCACUUCUAGAUUACCUUCGGAAGGACCAAGGCAGAACAAUCACGUUUAAUAUCAUUACUAACAUGGCUGGACAGAUCGCUGAUGGCAUGGCAUAUUUGGAGACUGAGAACUGUGUACACCGCGAGCUUCGUGCGGCCAAUAUUCUGGUUGGGGAGCACCAUGAGGUCAAGGUCGCAGACUUCUUUCGCGCUCGAUUCAUUCAGGAUGAUUUCUAUGAGGCACCUGAAAACACUAUUUUGCCUACCAAAUGGAUUGCCCCCGAGGCUGCAUUUGAUCGCAAGUUCAGUAUCAAGUCAGACGUCUGGUCAUAUGGUGUUCUACUGUAUGAGUUAAUCACCUUUGGCAGUGUACCAUAUCCAGGUAUGAACAGUCAUGUGGUGCUAAACCGGGUCAAGAAGGGCUUCCGCAUGCCCCGCCCUACUGAUGGUCCCAUCCCCUGUCCUGACCCCUACUAUGAGCACAUGCUCAAGUGCUGGAACCGAUCGCCCGAGACCAGACCCACCUUUGCUUACCUUCAGGACUUCUUCAACAGCUAUAUGUUGUCCGCUGAAGGAUAAUAUAAGCCUAUGGAUUAGGAAAGAGAGUUAUAAUCAAAUCAACAAUGAACUGUACAGUAUAAUCCGAUGGACUUGGGAAGGACAAAUUUAUUCCUCAAUCCUGCUUGAUUAAAGCAGGUAGCCAUUCAACACUUUCGCCAUCCUUCCAGACUUCUUCAACAUUUAUUAUUUGUUCGAAAAAAACGAAAUGUUUGCCAGUUGUCUAGGGUCAUGACUUCACAAGUUCAAUGAAGUUGUACAGUGAUUGAGCUGAAAACAUAUGAGCCGUGCUCUGUGAAAAGGGGGUUUAAUGCAUGUGCGUAAAGUGUCGUCUCAGAUUAGCCUGUGCAGUCCGCACAGGCUAAUCAGGGACGACACUUUCCGCUUUUAUGAUAUUUUUCAUUUAAAGAAAGUCUCUUCUUAGCAAAAAUUAUGUUUAGGCGGAAAGUUCCUUUAUACACAUGCAUUAAACACCCUUUUCACAGAGCACGGCUCAUAGUUUUUCUGACUGCAGCUGAAUUACAAAUAAUGUGUUCAUGCACAUGGAAUUGACCUGUAAGAGGAAUACCAUUUUUACAUCUUCUAAGAGCAUAUCAUUGGUAUACUGCAAUUCAUUCAAGCAAAUGGAAUUUACUGGUAUGCCAUAUAGAUUUGUACAACUUCUUUCAAGAGUAUUUGAAUGGUAUCGUGCAAUUCGCAUACCAUGUUAGCUGUAUUUUAUGCACAGUUCUAAUAAAAGCCUUACUGAAGCAAUUUGUGAUCUCAGCUUGUUCAAAUUUAAUGUUUCUAUUGUCUUUUUAUUUCCUCAUCAUUAUGUUUAAAUCACAACAGGCACUUUGAUGUUAUUAUCUGGGUUAUUGAAACAAUUGAAAGACUUGAAUGUUUCAAAAUGUAUUUUUAAUGAAGAAACUACUUCCAGAUAGAUUUGUUCUUCAGUUGUUUAAUUCAGACGAUUACAGCUUUUCACUUUUGUUGAUAGUUUAUAUAGAUUUAAUUUCAAUAAUGAUAUUUAAUUGCAUUUUAUUCUUCUGAAAACAUGUUCGUUACAUUCCAUUUACAAUUAUUAUAAUAAUAAUAAAAUUAUAUGAAUGAUUCAAGAAAUACAUUGUCGAUUUUAGAUUAGAAGUAUAUUUUUAAGUGGAAUGAAAAUGCAUGCUAAAGUGAAAGAAUCCAAUUCAUUAUUUACUUUUGGUUGUGUAUAAUUUGAACAUUAAUUAGCUUCUUUAAAAAUAGCAUGUUAAUGUUUUAAGUAGUUGAAAAUAAGCCUAGUAUUUCUUUUGUAAUUUUGCUCUGUAUACUUUAUAUGAAUUGAGAAUAUCGACAAAUUAUUGUAUAAUGACCAUUUACAUUUUUGUUCAUAAGUAGUUUACAAGCCGUUAAAUGUUUGUGGAUUUGGUCCAUUAAAAAAAACAGGCAGCAUUGAAGUUGGUUCUAUUGUUACUUAAUAUGUUAAGUUAAAUGGCAGAACAAUGUAAACUGAACGUUUAUGAAGCUACUUGAGCUAUAGACAAAAAAGCAUGCAUAAUAACAUAAUGUCUGAUUGUAAAGUAAAACAAAUUGUUAAGUAAAACAAACUCGUUAAAAGUGUUUACUGUACAAACGUUAAUAUAUUUGGAUAAAUGUCGGUUGAGCAUGUGCCUAUUGUAUCUGGUAUAGGGAUAUAAAAAACAAAGAUACUAUGUUUUCAUUUCAACUCACACAACUUUACUUUGAUAAUUGCACUGGUACAUUAUUUGAUUUUAAUAGCCAUAUUAAUGCCUACCUACAUAUUUGUGUAUCAAAUGCACAGAGGGGCCCAUACAUGAAACCAAUUGAAGAAGGAAGUAGUUCUAAUGAUCAUCUUUUUAUUUAUUUUGAACAUUAGUUAGUCUUCAAGUACCUUAUUUUAAGUAAAUUGUACAUUUGUGUUUGGUGAAUGUUCAACUGUUGCAUCUGUUGAAUACUUUGCUAAAAGUGACUCUUCCCUUUACUGUAUUAAUGUAUGUUAAGUUUUCAUUAUGAAGUAUAUUUCAUUUAAAUGCUAUAGCAUCUGGCCAGAACAAUGAAGUUACAUGGAACGAUUUUUUUCUACUGUACAUAUUAAUAUAUUGGCCGAUUAUUUUAAACAAAAUAAAAAAAGAUACUGUUAAAACCAUUAUCUGUGAUUUUGUGUUAUAACCCCCAAAUAACCAUUAUCUAUGAUGUUGUGUUGUAACUCCCAAAUAACCAUUAUCUAUGAUUUUGUGUUGUAACCCCCAAAUAUUUCAUAGUUCAUUUUAUUUACAUUGGUUUCCUUUUUUUACUGGCAUCCGUGUGCAGUUUUUCUUAAUGGAACAGAACUGUGUAGGUUUUAAAAAAUCUGCUUCAUCAUGUAAGCGUAAUUUCAUAUUUUUCUAAACUUCAAGGGGAGAUGAUUCUGAACUUAUUCUUACGAUGCUCAUUUACGAAAGGGGUUGAGUACUCAUUGAUAUGAAAACACAGUAAAAGUUUUAAUGUGUUUACGAACCCCCACCCCCACCCUCUCACACAUAUAUUUCAUGGGCAAAAUAAAAACAAAAAAUGGUUACAAUAAAACAGCAUAUUUAUUUAAUCUAAAAUGUCUACAUCAAAUCAAAAAGUUAAAAUAGAACACAAAUAAAA